AUGCGACUUUUCCGUCUCAGGUUUUUGACCAACGGACUGCGCUCAGGUGUGCGAAGCUUACUGCGUCUAGCUCGUAGCUUAUUUCCCCGCAUCUCAGCGAAGAUCCAGGAGAUCGUAUACCUCAUCUAUUCCCGGACCGGAAAACCAUAUGGGCGGCUCGGCGUAACGCAUGCCGAGCGCUCUAUAGUACACGAAAUGGUGUCGAAAUUCUCCCAAGAACAUGUAAUACGAAGGCACAACCUGCUGCAUCUUGAGGACGACUUGACAAGCUAUCCGCGUCUCGUUGUCCUCCGCGGCAACGGGACGAAUGUCAUCUUCGAUUUCGGUAUUGAAGUCGGUGGCAUCGCUUCUAUCUCAUACACCAGCAACGGGACCGGUGCCAUUGGCCUUGCGUUUUCCGAAGCGUCGACAUGGGUAGGUGAAUGGUCUGACGCAUCGAACGGGAAGUUCGCUGGUCGCGAUGGUGCGUUAUAUGUCAACAUCAGCACUGUCGGCCCAGGGACAUACACUAUGCCAGAUGAGGUAAUGCGAGGAGGCUUUCGAUAUAUGACGGCUUUCCUUGUCACGGAAGGCGGUACCUACGUCAACGUCACAGACGUGCAGCUUGAGAUAAGCUUUCAACCUACGUGGUCAAACCUAGAGGCUUAUCAAGGAUUUUUCGAUUCCAACGAUGAACUGCUGAACAGAAUUUGGUAUGCAGGCGCAUAUACGCUCCAGACUAACGCCGUACCCACCAACACGGGACGUUGGGUCCCCAUGCUCGCGAACGGGUGGGCCAACAAUGGCACUCUAGGUCCAGGCGAUACCAUCAUUGUUGAUGGAGCGAAACGAGAUCGUGCCGUAUGGCCAGGCGACAUGGGUAUUGCUGUUCCCUCCACCUUUGUCAGUACCGGGGAUCUCGCCAGCGUUAAGAACGCACUGCAAGUCAUGUUCGACUACCAGAAUCCGGAUGGUUCAUUCCCUGAAGCUGGCCCACCGCUUUUACAGCAAAACAGCGAUACGUAUCAUAUGUGGACAAUGAUCGGUACCUACAACUACAUGCUAUACACGGACGACGCAGCCUUUGUGCAGAAGAACUGGGCCAAGUACCAAAAGGCUAUGGAGUACAUAUACGCCAAAGUCCAAGUCGAGACAUCUGGCCUCUUCAAUCAAACCGGCACCAGGGACUGGGCGCGCUGGCAAACUGGAUUCAACAAUACGGAAGCAAAUGGCAUUCUAUACCACACUCUACAAACCGGUGCUAAACUCGCUACAUGGCUCAACGAAAGCAGUUCCAACAAUUUCGCAGCAACUUGGACGUCGCGCGCCACCGCCCUUCAAACAGCUAUUCUCACCCACUGUUUCGACUCCACCUACGGCGCCUUCCGCGACAACGCCACCUUGACGACCCUCCACCCCCAAGACGCAAACAGCAUGGCCAUCCUCUUCGACCUCAUCCCACCCUCCUCCCAAACCGCCCAAGACAUCUCCACAGCCCUAACAAAAAACUGGACGCCCAUCGGCGCCGAAGCCCCCGAACUCCCCGGCAACAUAUCCCCCUUCAUCUCCAGCUUCGAAAUCCAAGCCCACUUCACACUCACCAACCCAACAGGUACAACCCGCGCCCUCGAACUCAUACGCCGAAGCUGGGGCUGGUAUGCUAACCAUCGUAACGGUACUGGCUCGACGGUUAUAGAGGGGUAUAGGACGAAUGGGACGUUUGGGUAUAGACAGGAGAGGGGGUAUGGGUAUGAUCCGAGUUAUGUGAGUCAUGCUCAUGGGUGGAGUUCGGGGCCUACGUCUGCGCUUACGGAGUUUGUGGUGGGUUUGAGGGUGGUGGAACCAGCGGGGAGGAGGUGGAUUGUUGAGCCUAGGUUUGGGGAUUUGAUGAGGGCGCAGGCGGGCUUUGUUACGGGGCUGGGGAAGUUUAGAGUGGGGUGGGAGAAGGAUAAGGGUGGAGCUGGGUACGGAGUGGUGGUUGAGACGCCGGUGGGGACAAAGGGUGUAGUGAGGCUUCCGGUAGAUGGGUUGGGUGGGAAUGCGACGGUCCUAGUUGAUGGGGAAGUGCUUGGCAAGGAGCAGUAUCGGGAAGAAGAUGGACGUGUGGUGUUCGAUCUUGGAGGAGGAGUAUACGACAUACGGGUUAGCAUGUAA
Molecule: messenger RNA, 2133 nt
Organism: Alternaria hordeiaustralica
Lineage: Eukaryota; Fungi; Ascomycota; Dothideomycetes; Pleosporales; Pleosporaceae
Exons: 2
Coding region: 1-2133 (710 amino acids)
Biological process (GO): carbohydrate metabolic process
Source: RefSeq, a predicted model, not a curated record